AUGGCCGCCGCGCUGUUCUGCCCUGAACUACUUCUGUUCAUCGCCUUCAAUCAGAGGUCCAACGCGUUAUCGGUACUGGACCAUGCGAGCCGCCUACUACCUCACGUCUCUCGCACAGACCCCAAAUAUCAUUCGAUAUCCGACAAGGAGAUCGUAGACGUGCAGCAGGAAGAACUCAAUCUCCUCCCUCACACUCACUUCUCUAAUGGUACUCGCAAUCGUCGCCAACAUGCAUUCACCAUGGUUCACGCCUUCUAUGCUUCUAUGGGAGGCUACGUGUUCGACUUCAGCCUUGAACCUAGCGACGAACGAUCGAUCCUUCCGGCAGGGCGAACUCGAAUGGCCCUCACACCGCAGGGUGUCUGCUUCAUGAUGCAGCACGAUCCCGAUCUCAUUCCGGACUUGUCGGAAAUUUCCAUCACCGAUCGAACCAAAGCGAGCAGCUUGAGCAAGGCACUUCUUAUAGCGCAGGUGGCAUGGUUCUGCGCGAACUGUCUGUCCAGAAUCGUUCAGCAUCUCCCACUUAGUCUUCUCGAAGUCUCAACAGUCGCACACGGGCUAUGCACUCUCAUCACAUACCUGCUGUGGUGGUCAAAGCCUUUGAAUGUAUCGGAACCAACUCUCAUCAGAGGCUCGAGGGCGAUGGAAGCGUGUGCACUCAUGAUGAUGUGCAGCGUCGAGGAGUACCACAUGCUGUACGGAGUAGCUUGCAUCAAGUUUCCCGCCGAGAUGCACUUCGUGAAAUAUUCUGAAGAAUCACAAGAUGUGAGGUCCGAGCACCCCAAUAGCUCAUCACCUUCAGCUUCCGCUCCCGUUCCGCAUUUCGUCUUUCCACAGCCAGUGAAGGUCAACUCUCGGGAUACACGCUGGCGUCCGAAGUUGUUGCCUGUGUCGCUUCUUCCGGAGACAUCGUUCCUCGGAGGCGCGAACUUCACUCCGAAGCGCGAAAUAAUGAAGAGGCCCGACUUCUUCAAACUCAAGAGCAGGAUUCUGUAUGGAUCACAACCCCUACCCUGGUAUAUUCGAAAUGAUAGAAUGGACAACCCCGUCACCCUUGAUUCUGAAGACAUACAAAGGUGGAUGCUUGCGUCGGCGGCGAUGAGGCGCUAUGGCCUCGUAGCUCCCCCGGUACCCGACAAGCCAUAUGUCAUGCCAUACUCUACGUUGCAGUCAUCGACAGACUUCAAGGGCCACGGCCUUCCAGGGAUUAUCCGGUCCAACGUAUCCGCGGUAGUGUUAGCUUUGACGUACGGCGUGCCCCACUUCCUCGGAUGGAACGCUCAGUUUCCUACCGCGACAGAGCGGGUGUUGUGGCGAAUCUCUACGGUCGUGAUCUCGUCGUGGGGAACGGCUAUGGCACUCACUGUUGCCACCAUUGUCGCUGUUCGCUUGGCUUUGGGAAACUUCACCGGGGAACGUCGAGGGGAAACGCGACUGGUGGCUUGUGCCGCUGUGCCGUACAUAGCGAUGUCUGGCUACCUCCUUGUCGAGAGCUUGCGCCAGCUCUUAUUUCUAGAACCCGCCGCCUAUGAAUUGCCAUCCUGGUCAAACUACUGGCCCCAUUUUUCUUGA
Punctularia strigosozonata HHB-11173 SS5 is the source of this 1572-nucleotide messenger RNA. RefSeq lists its product as uncharacterized. NCBI's taxonomy places the organism in Eukaryota, Fungi, Basidiomycota, Agaricomycetes, Corticiales, Punctulariaceae. The coding region runs from base 1 to 1572 and encodes 523 amino acids. The transcript has 2 exons. The record is from RefSeq and is a predicted model, not a curated record.